This is a messenger RNA of Saccharomyces kudriavzevii IFO 1802, 267 nucleotides long. It is a transcript of the gene MAK31, whose product is annotated as Mak31p. Gene Ontology annotation, cellular component: NatC complex. The coding region runs from base 1 to 267 and encodes 88 amino acids. Gene Ontology annotation, molecular function: RNA binding. NCBI's taxonomy places the organism in Eukaryota, Fungi, Ascomycota, Saccharomycetes, Saccharomycetales, Saccharomycetaceae. The record is from RefSeq and is a predicted model, not a curated record. The transcript has a single exon.
AUGAACAUGCUAAAAUUGUCGGAUUUCAUUGGAAAUACUCUGGUAGUUUCUCUUGCGGAAGAUCGUAUUUUAAUUGGAAGCUUAGUUGCUGUGGACGCUCAGAUGAAUUUGCUAUUGGAUCACGCUGAAGAACGUAUCGGCUCCAGGAGCCGAAUGAUGGGCUUGGUCAGUGUGCCCAGGCAUUCUGUACAAUCCAUAAAGGUCACUAAACCUGUUAUGCAAGAGCUCACCGCAAAAAGGGUUGAAUUGAUGGCGAAUAUUGUUUAG